Molecule: messenger RNA, 1553 nt
Organism: Microbotryum saponariae
Lineage: Eukaryota; Fungi; Basidiomycota; Microbotryomycetes; Microbotryales; Microbotryaceae
Source: the annotation of a GenBank genome assembly
AUGAGAAGGAAGCUAAGAAAUGGAAAGGUGGCCCGCGCUGGGAUAUGCCCAGGCGCGGGCGAAAUCGCUGGAGCGCUGAGGCAGUCGCGCGCGGCUAAGUCCCCACUGCAAGGGCGGGCUAGCGGCGCGCGCCCGAAAACCGCCGGCGCCGGCGCGCUGAGGCACUCGCGCGCGCCUAAGUCCCCACCACAGGGGCCAGGCUAGCAGGCGCGCGCAACGACCGAGGCGCCCCUGUCGAGCUGAGAGUGGACUCUUCACAUGCAGGACAUCGCAUCACCUUGGCCGCCAUCCGUCCUUUGUACUGGUGGUCGUCCAUGUCUGCCGAUUGCGCCGAGUUCUGCCGUUCAUGUGAAGACUGUACCCGAGGCAAGGCGUCCACUCAAGUCCCCUAUGGCCGACUGCAUCCGAUGCCGAUCCCUUCUGGUCCUUGGGAACAAGUGGCCAUCGACUUCAUGACAGGACUGCCUCCGGUCGAGCUCGAAGGGAUGAUGGUUGCUCAAAUCAUGGUGGUCACUGACACUUGGGGCAAGAUGGUCCACCUGAUUCCCCUCCCAGCCGAUGCCGACUCGGAGCUCGUUGCCGAGAAGUACUACGCCACCGUCUUCCGACUGCAUGGGAUGCCUUCCGCCAUCGUUUCCGACCGUGAUCCCAAGUUCACCUCGCAGUUUUGGCGGGCAUUGCAGGCAAAGAUUGGCACCGUCUUGCGAAUGUCAACCGCGGCACACCCGGAGACGGACGGAUCGAGCGAGAAUCGGAUCAAGAUGGUCACCCAAACCCUGCGGAUCAUGGUCUCGUCAAACCACGAGGCUUGGGCAUCUCGUCUUGUUGAAGCUGAGUUCGCUCUUAACUCUUCUGUUGCUGUGUCCACGUCGCUGUCGGCUUUUGAGGCAACCUACGGCUACCUUCCUCGAUGCUGGCCCUCGGAUUCCUGGUCUGUCUCGGACGUCCCUCGUGCGGAAGCGUUUGCUCGGAUCCGACAAUUACGGAACCUUGACGUGACGGAUGCGAUCAUUGGAGCACGCCUCAACCAGUCCCAUCAGGCCAACAAGCAUCGACGCCCAGACGACCCCGCCUUUCGGACCGGCAGUUACGUCUAUCUUUCGACAAAGAACCUGGCAGUUCCUGACGGCAUGAAGUCGAAGUUGUUGCCGCGCUACAUCGGCCCCUUCCGUAUCCGAGCGGCCAUCCCUGCGACGUCCAGCUACGACCUCGAGCUCCCUCCAGCGAUGUCGCGAGUGCACAAUCGUUUCCAUGCUCGACUGCUUCGGCCUUGCGUUGAGAAUGAUGCUGAAAGGUUUCCUGGGCGUGACCCCGCAGUUCUUUUUGUCGAAGACGUAGCCGACGCGGCCGACAAUUCUGCGAUUCCGGAACGGAUUGUUCGCGAUCGGCGGAACGCUCGGGGCGCUCGUUCGUUCUUGGUUCGAUGGGUAGGCCGUAACGACACCGACGAUACUUGGAUGUCAGAGCAGUCCAUUCGCCUUGACCAUCCGUCCGUCCUCGACGCCUACCUCGCGCGCCUCGAUCGCUCGAACCGCCGCCUCGCCGCACGGUAG